Molecule: messenger RNA, 767 nt
Organism: Heteronotia binoei (common prickly gecko)
Lineage: Eukaryota; Metazoa; Chordata; Lepidosauria; Squamata; Gekkonidae
Gene: EPO
Product: erythropoietin
Exons: 5
Coding region: 166-714 (182 amino acids)
Cellular component (GO): extracellular region
Molecular function (GO): hormone activity; cytokine activity; erythropoietin receptor binding
Source: RefSeq, a predicted model, not a curated record
UGGACUUCCUGCCAUCUGCGGAGAGGGGGGAGCGAGCGAGAGAGACCCCUGCCACCCUUCUGUGGGCCUGAGAGUCCGUCUGGUCGGCUGCGCCAAAACCACCGCCAAUGGCCAGCGAUGGAGCACGCGGGGUGCGCUAGCCUCUAGGACCAUGCAGUUUUGGCUAUGGGGAUAUCUGGCCUGAUUCUUUUCCUGUUAAUGUUGGGAUUUCUGGCCCCGCCAGCUCUUCUGACCCCCGUGCAACCCAUCUGCGACCCACGAGUCAUGGAAAAAUACAUCCUGGAAGCCCAGCAAGCAGACCAAGAUAUGGGGAGGGUCUGUGCUGCUUCGUGUGCCUUACUGGAAACCGUCCGGGUGCCAGACACCAAGGUGAAUUUUCUAGAAUGGAAAAUGAUGACUACAGCCCGGCAGGCCUCCGAGGUGUGGGGAGGCCUGGCCUUGCUGGUGACUGCCUUGACCCAGGCCCAGGAGCACCCGCCUGCCUCACUCCCCUCCCUCCGGGAGCAGCUGGCCCGCAUGAGAAGCACCCUCCUCAGCGUCAAGGAGAUCCUGCGCAGCGUCAACGUGGAGGCAGAGGCCCGACCGCUGGAGGCAGCCCCUCCCCCUGCUUUGGCCAUCCGGACGGUGGAGAAGCUCCUCAGCAUUUACCUGAACUUCCUUCGCGGGAAAGUCAACCUGUACCUCACCGAAGCCUGUCGGAACUACGCCAGGUGACGGCGGGAGGCCUGCCCCUCUCCUCGCUCGGUCUGCGGCCCCCCUGGGAAAGG